Psylliodes chrysocephalus is the source of this 1564-nucleotide messenger RNA. NCBI's taxonomy places the organism in Eukaryota, Metazoa, Arthropoda, Insecta, Coleoptera, Chrysomelidae. The record is from the annotation of a GenBank genome assembly.
UGUCAAGUCAAAAUUUUAACCAUAGUGUCAAUGAACUGACAGGUAACGAUAAGGGUUUUGAAUUAUUUAUAAGUGAUUUGAUUCCUUAUAUUUUAAUGCGAAAGGCUUUUAAAGAUAAGUUUUCUGGAACAAAACAUUUAGUUAAGUAUGCAAUUUUAAAUCCACAGUUGAUAUAUUUUUUCUUGAAAAUGUCCGAUUUCAGGAAAGUGUUAUCAAAACCAUCUACCUCUUCUUCACAUGAAUCUACGUCAGACGUUUUAGAAAUCAAAAUGGAACAAGAAUUACUUUUAAAAACCGAAUUAGAUGCUCUUAAGGAACAAAUGAUUAACUUAAAAGCUGCUAUUCAAGCGUUGCAAAGUGAAUCAGAACAAAAAGACGUCUCGAUAGCAAAUUUAGCAAGAGAUAAAGAAAAAAUUACUUUAGAUUUAUUAAGAACAAGACGAACCAAUGCAACUCUAGCAAAACAAUUAGAAGAAGAACGUAAAUAUUAUUUUAAAGAAAAAGAAUUAUACUGCCAUGAAAUGAACGAAUGUAAAAAAUUAAAAAAACUUUUAAGUGAUUCAUCUAUCGGUCAAAGUGAACGAGCUAUUGAAGAUUAUCGAAAUGAAAUAGCUAACUUGAAACAAACAUUAAAUCAGACUCUAGAGGCUAAUUAUAAUUUAAGUAUCAAGUUUUUACGUAUGAAAAAUACAAAAACAUGCUUGAAGACAGAAUUACAAACAAUGAAACUUGAACAUGAAAAGUUAAGUAACGAAUAUAUGACUAAAAUUGAAAAUUUAACUGCAGAACUUAAUGAUCUUGUAAGCGAAAAAUUAAACGAUACACUAUCGCCGAGCAGCAAAAAAUACCUACAGUUGGUCAAACAAAAUAGUUGCUUGGUGUAUGAAAAUCUCUGCCUUCAACUUGAAGUGGAUAAUUUGAAUUUCAAACUCGAAAAAAUACAGCUCCACAAAACAAAAAGUGUUACUAACGAACAUUUAACUUACAUUCACCACAAAAUUCAGCCAGAAUUUAGAAAUCCUAAAGAUUUUUAUAGAAAUGUAAUCCAAAAUGAAACGCCAGAAAAAUUAGAAACAGAACCAAAACCGUGUUGUAGUAAAACGUAUACAGAACAAUACGAAACUGUAAAAAUAUAUGAAAGGAAAAAGGAAUCUGACGUUCCAACUAUUCAAAUAGUAGAUGAGACGAAGAAAAAAGAAAAGAAACAAAAGAAGAAGAAAAAACAAGAGGAAAUGGAAAAACCACAUGCAAAAGAAAAGAAAUCUGAUCGAAAAAGUAUUAAAACGCAAAAAUCGCAAUCCAUCGUAAAACACGAUAGAGAUUUUACACCAGAUUAUCGAAUAAACGUUGAUGAUAAGUACAAAGAACGAAUAGCCAAGAAUAAUUCUGCUAAAUUAGCUCUUUUUCAAGUAUCUAACGUCACUUCUUCAACAUCGACUAAUUGUGUAGAACCUAGUUUUAAAAGGACCCAAUCAUCUCCGGAUAUAGUACAAAGUACACAUUUUCGUAAAUUAUCUUAGCAACUACUUCCUUUUUUGUAUGUAAGUUCCAACAAAACAAAAUA